This is a messenger RNA of Mizuhopecten yessoensis (Yesso scallop), 4912 nucleotides long. Its product is annotated as peptidyl-prolyl cis-trans isomerase FKBP8-like. NCBI's taxonomy places the organism in Eukaryota, Metazoa, Mollusca, Bivalvia, Pectinida, Pectinidae. Gene Ontology annotation, molecular function: peptidyl-prolyl cis-trans isomerase activity; protein binding. The coding region runs from base 95 to 1750 and encodes 551 amino acids. The transcript has 11 exons. The record is from RefSeq and is a predicted model, not a curated record.
CACUUUACGACACUCAUGUUCCAAGGAGAUCGAUUGUUGGGAGACAGAAGUCGAAGGCAGAAUUUUCUGGAAGACCAGCGGUUUUUACGAAAAAAUGUCAAAGUCUGAAACAGAAGCAGUUUCAUUGCCUCAGGAGGUUCAUAAAACACCUGAGUCAACAUGUGCAGAGGGUCAGGCUGAUCAAUAUAUGGAGCCGCAGGCAACAGCUCUUACCAAUGGUUUUGAUACAAACACUUCUAGUGAAAGUGAAGCAAAAUCCAGAUGCCAGGCAUCUGAUGAUCAUGCAAAGUCCAAAUGUGAUAUAGACAGUGAGUUAACACAGAAAGAAUUAGGUGCAAAAGGUGAUGAUGUAUCUGCACACAAAGACAAUGUUUCUUUCGAACCAGAUAGUGCCCAGGCGGUACCUACCUCUGGAGAGUCUCAAUCUGCUCACAUUGCUAACACAUCUGAAGCACACAGAUCAGGAGAGGCUACAGCAGCAGCAGCAGCUGCACAGGCAGGAAGCACCCCCAACACACAGGGCUCUGAGGAAGCAUCAGCUAGCCCGUCCGUCACACAAGAAUCUGAGGAAGCAUCUGCAAGCAUAUCAGACACAAAAGGAUCUGAAGAAGCAUCUGCAAGCAUAUCCGACACACAAGGCUCUGAAAAAGCAUCAGCAAGCACAUCUGACACACAAGGCCAUGAGGUAGCAUCAGCAAGCACAUCCAACACAACUGAUGCCCAGAACGAUGCAGCCUCUGUGAGCAAAGAAGUGGAAGAGGAAAAGAAAGUUGACAUCUUCGGAAAUGGACUCCUUGUAAAGAGUGUUAUUCGCAAAGGUAAUGGUGACGAACGACCAAGUGAUGGCGACACAUGUACCAUCAACAUCGAUGUCAAACUGGCCGAUGGCAAACUUGUAGAUCAUAUGGAAAACUUCAGCUUCUUCCUUGGAGAACAUGAAGUUAUGCUGGCCCUUGAUGUUGGAGUCAAAUUCAUGUACAUCGGUGAGAUCAGUGUCUUUCACACUGAUGCCAAAUAUGCAUACGGAGCAAGAGGAAGGACCCCAGAUAUCCCAGCCGAUGCUUCCUUGGUUUUAACCGUAGAACUUCUUCGUGUGUACCCAGCAGUGGACCGUCAGAAACUCUCAGUAGACCAACGCCUGAGCUUGGGAGAGAAGAAGCGAGUGCGAGGGAAUCAACUGUACUCUUGGAAAGACUAUCCAACAGCAAUUGAAGUCUACAGUCGAGCACUUCAUAUCUUGGACCCCCAAUCCGGAUCUUUCACAGAGUCACCAGAGAAACUACAAGAGUUCCUGGACUGCCGCAUCAAAUGCUAUAACAACAUGUGCAUAUGUCAGAUGAUGCUCGGCCAUCACGAAGCAGCCAUUAAAUCAGCAAAUGAAGUGUUAAGAGUACAGUCUGACAACUGGAAAGCUCUCAGCCGUCUCGGCAAGGCUCUUGGUGAAUCUGGUGACACAAAAAAAGCCAUAGAAGUUUUGAGGAGGUGUGAAAAACUAAAUCAGAAUGACAAGAAAUUCCAGUCACAGAACCAAGCACUGAUGCAAACAUACAUAAAGAGAUCUGUCAAGGAAUCAGAAAAGGAGAAGAAAAUGUACAAGAAGAUGUUUGGGCUUGAAAAACCUGCCACACCCAUAUUAGAGAAGAAAUCCAUAUCUGUUUUUGCUCCAUCAUGGAAGUGGGCUCUUGGAGGUGUUGGCAUGGCCUUGGUAGCAGUGGGAGUAACAGCAGCUUUCAAAUAUUUCCAGCACUAACUACACAGACCGAGAUCUAGGGGGGAAGGGAUCAUACAGGCUUUUUAAUUCCAUUUCCAUAUAAUUUUUCGUUAUGAAGAUAAUCUUUAUAUUCAGUUUCAGUAUAAUAUUCAGGUUGGUUUAAGGUUGAAUUGAAGGUUGGGGUAUUUACACAUUUAAGUUAGUGCUGUUCCGGGCCCCUUCUCGAUUAAGCUAUGAUUGUGUAUUUAAUUCUUUAUUUUAUGUUUUUCGUUUUGGUUACUUUAAAUGAAUUACUGUUCAUGUCAUAUUCAAAAUUCAAUAACUUAUAAACAUCAAAGCAAAAAUGGUUUUAAAUUAGUUUGUGCCCAAGAUUUAAUAUUUAAAGGACAUGAACUUUAUUUAGUAAUUUUUGAUAUUUUCGGGAAAAAAAUCAAUAUUUUCCCUUUUGAUUUCAAUUAAAUUUUGGCUCCAGAGAAAAUAAAUUAUUGACAAAAUUGUAUUAAUUUUAAUCUUAUGGUUGGAGGAAAUGCCUAACAAGUGCAGAGGGAGAGAGUAUUUGCAGGAGGGAGUAGAAUCGUACUAUAUUCAGGUCUACCUUUAUUGGCAUUUUCAUAGUAUCCAGGGAGAGAAGGAAGUGACUGCGAUACGAGAUGACUCACUAGGGAAUUUACAAGCUAUUCAAGGAAGUCGUUCGUAUGUACUCUGGUGGUUAUACACAUUGAGGGGUUCCUUAUAAAUGAAAUGGAUGUGGUUUGCAAAAUGACGCGAUGGGCGUGAUCUGGAAAAACCGUAUCUGGUGAAGCUAUAUGCUGAUGGCGUGAUUUGCGAUGUGUUUGCACGCCUGUCAUGAAAAUAAGUUAUCAGAUUAUUUGUUGUCCUUUAAAAUCCAAAAUGGCUGGUCUUGUAAUCAUUUUGAAAGUCAUGCUUCUGCUUUUAUCAUCAAGACUUUCAGGUACGGUACUUUUGUGGGUACUUUAUACUGCAUUAUAUACCAGAUCAAUAUGAUGUGUUAGGAAUUUCAAGGUGCGGCGGGACUUUUUUUACACAGAUAGAUGUGUCGAGAAUGUUACCACUAUAUCUUUGAUUGACUUGAUACUAAUUGAAAGGUUACUAUGCGUUGUGUUGUGUGUCUACGUUGCACUGUGCAUUUAGGUUUUGGUGAUAAACAGCAGACUCCAUUUUCAAAAUAUUUCAGGGAUGGUCACUUUGGAUCUUAGAGGCUGAUGAAUUACCAGUUUGAUAACUUAUUUUCAUGGUGGGAACCAGCACAUGUCAAAUUAUGUAUUCGGUUCAUAAUUUCACUGGCUGUGGUUAGUUUUUCGGGGAUCCUUUGUGGUAUGUUGCAAAACAUGGAACGUCUCAGUUAUGGGGAAAAUAUUAAGGUGUGCAAUAGUUCCAUAGUACAUAAAAGUGAAUUCCUUGAAGAUUUGUGUAAAUGACCUGCCGAGUCUGACUGGACGCAGACAUUUCCACGCUCGUACCAGGUGCAUUAUCGAACAACUACCUGUUUGUUCGGUGACUUCACUGUCUGAGGAGAGAGAUCACUACAGCAUCGUCUUUCUCAGAUAGCAGGUCUGUCGAAUGAAUAUGUGAAAUGAAUAUUAAGUACAUUGGUAAUCUACCAUUUUUACCCUGACUGCAAGUAUUUAAUCCCAUCCAAAAACCAUUAGUGGCACACUUUUAAUCAUCUGGUGUAUUUAGACCAACUUCAUGGGGUUUUUUUAUUUGUAGAUACACAUCAUUGACCUUAUCAAGAAGGUACCCUUUUUUUCAGUAAAUUAUAUCCUUGAUUUUCCAGACCAAAUUUUACUAUGAAGGAUAGAAUAAUUUGUUGUGAAUUGUUAAGAAAAUAUUUGGUCAGCUGUCCUUUCAAAAGUAGAAGAGUAUAUUUUCCAUCAAAUGUCUUUCAUAGGUAAAAGUGCUAUUGAAUUUUUAAUUUACAACCUUCAUUGUGUCUUUAGCCAUUCAGAAUGAAAUUUACCAUCAAAAUAUCUUUCGUAUUCAUGAUCAUUCUUCAAAUUCUAGAAGAAGAGAAAUAUGUUUCAAUAUUUUCAUGAAAUAUUUGGUGUAAAUCUAGUCAAGUUAAAGCUAUCUGCUAUCUGCUAUACAAUUUUUUCUAUCAACAGCUAGGGAUGUUAUUUUGGUGAUUUAAUUAAGGAAUGGUACCAUGUUGAUCAAAGUGUACCUUCAGAAUUUUAUGUAAGCUCAGAGAAGAAUCAUGAUUAAAGGAGGGAUGGAAACCUCAAGCUUACAUUUGUAUUGAUGUUUUAUGUGUGUGCUUUCAAUUGUGCCAAAAUCAAAAAGGAAGACUAUUUAGAUAGAAAUGUUGAUGUAGGUGAAAUGCUUUUGGAGAUUUCUCCCAUGUGAUGGGUACAGAUGUGUUGUGUUUUUUUCUAAGGUCAUUUGUAACAUGUUACCUACAGAUCAUGGAACCGGAUUUUUGUCAUUGUGUAAAGGCACAUUUAUUCUAUGAAUCAAGUCAUUUACUCCAGUUCAAGUAGACAUAUCAUAUUGAAAGUGUUGCAAAUGUAUGCCAAGUGCUGUGUGCUCUCUGUAAAUGUAUACCAAGAGCUGUGUGCUCUCUGUAAAUAUAAGGAAGAUUUUAUGACUGAAGAUGCGAAUUGGUCUAGGUUAUUUUUGUGCACACCCAAACAUGUCAAGAGUAAGUUCAGCAAAAAAUAUCUAGAUGUUUUUUUUUCUAAUUUUGAACACACUGCAAUACAUGUUAAUUGAUGUAUCUCUCAUAUUAUGUUCUUAAAAAUUAAAUUAUCAAAUCAUGUUAUACACAAUGUUUUAAACAUUUUGCACACCCAUACCUGUCGAGAGUAAGUUCAGAAAAUAUUGUCUAAAUGGUAUUUGCUUUUUUUUUCUAAUUGUGAACACAUUGCAAUACAGGUAAUAUGAUGUAUCCCUCAUAUUGUGUUCUAUUAAAUAAUAUUAUACACACCAUUUUAAACAUUUUCGAUACAGUAAUGCAUCACAUUCCAAUAAAGUUAAUGUUUUAUGUUUUAUAAUUGAUAUAUUUCCGUGACUGUAACAGUACUUCUGGUAUGUAUACAUAAUUAGAUGUUAAUGAGAUAGGAACAAUUUCAACAAGUCCAAAAAUAUUUUUCACUGUUUGUUAUGUGAUAAAGAAUAUCUGUAUAUCUGUGAUGUGAUGUUCUUAAAGGAACAAAACUAAAUAUAUAUUAUGUCUAGAAA